Messenger RNA from Pichia kudriavzevii, 987 nucleotides. RefSeq lists its product as uncharacterized. The record is from RefSeq and is a predicted model, not a curated record. Gene Ontology annotation, cellular component: mitochondrial inner membrane; nucleus. Bases 1 to 987 code for a protein of 328 amino acids. Gene Ontology annotation, molecular function: RNA endonuclease activity; nucleic acid binding; metal ion binding. NCBI's taxonomy places the organism in Eukaryota, Fungi, Ascomycota, Pichiomycetes, Pichiales, Pichiaceae. Gene Ontology annotation, biological process: apoptotic DNA fragmentation. The transcript has a single exon.
AUGUUAAAACAAUCAUUAACUGUUCCAGCACUCGGGCUAUCUAGUGCAGCUCUCUUUUUUUGGGGAUCAUCAUCAUCCACCUCAACGCCAGCCCCAUCUGCACCUGCUCCUGCGGGAAUGCCAGCAGGAUUGCCAGUAGGAACACCUAACAACGGUAAAGGCACUGAUGUCAACGCUUCGAAUACAAGUGACAUCAAUCCUGCGGCGUUUUUUAAGUAUGGAUUUCCUGGUCCUGUCCACGAUAUGAGCACACAUGCUGAAUUUCUCACUGUCUACGACAGACAAACUAGAAAUCCCUAUUAUGUUGUUGAACAUAUAACACCUCAAUCGAUUGCAAAGAAUGGAAGUAAUGGAGACCGUAAGAACUCUGUCUUCAAGGAAGAUGAAAGCAUACCUGAGAAAUUCCGUGCUAGAUUGAGAGACUAUUUCAGAUCAGGUUACGAUCGUGGUCAUCAAGCACCUGCAGCAAACGCUAAGUUUUCACAGGAAGCAAUGGACGAGACUUUCUAUUUAACCAACAUGGCACCACAAGUAGGUGCUGGAUUCAACCGGGACUACUGGGCGCAUUUUGAAGACUUCUGUAGAAGAUUGACAAACGAUUACAAUUCUGUUCGAAUUGUCACAGGACCACUCUAUCUGCCAAAAAAAUGUGAUGAUGGUAAGUAUAGAGUCUCUUACGAAGUUAUUGGCAACCCUCCAAACAUUGCAGUUCCAACCCAUUUUUUCAAGUUGAUUGUUGCAGAGCAAUCCAAAAAAAAAAGCGUCGGUAAUGAAGAUCUAGCGGUUGCUGCAUUUGUCAUGCCAAAUGACGUGAUUUCGAACGAGACACCAUUGACCAGUUUCCAAGUACCAAUUGAAUCGUUAGAGAAAUCAAGUGGCUUGGAGUUCUUGAAGACUGUUGACAAUCGGAAAAAAAAAGAGUUGUGUAGAGAAGUCAAGUGUGAAAUCAUUGUCAGAGAGUUCAACAACGCAUUACCAAAAAAAUAG